Molecule: messenger RNA, 1208 nt
Organism: Ruditapes philippinarum (Manila clam)
Lineage: Eukaryota; Metazoa; Mollusca; Bivalvia; Venerida; Veneridae
Product: SRR1-like protein
Exons: 8
Coding region: 38-811 (257 amino acids)
Biological process (GO): microtubule-based process
Cellular component (GO): cytoplasm; nucleus
Source: RefSeq, a predicted model, not a curated record
ACAUCUGAAAUUCAAUAAUCACAUCUGACCAUUCAAAAUGGAUGGUUUCGUACCGGCUCGAAAAAAGAAACAGAAGAAGUCUAAGAACUCAUUAGAUGUAAUUGGAAAUCAUAAACAAAGGAUAGAGGAUAUUAAGUUUGAUAUCUGUUCCACACAGUUCUUCAGAGAAACGGCUGAUUCUAUUAAAAUGGUUCUUCAAGAGAAAUUAACAACAGCAAAGAAGCAGUCAUCAAACACAGAUUUAGUUUGUUAUGGACUUGGCAAUUUCAUGGAUUCCUACAUUGCCAGAUACCAGCUGGCAUUACUUCUGGCACUUAGAGAAGAAUUACAGAUAGUAGAAGGAUGUUGUGAGAUAUAUGACCCACAGUUUGUACCAGAGGAGGGAGCUUUAUUAUCUGAAUUAAACUUUACUGUGCUGCAACACAACCAGGAGGGUAAGAGAGAGUGUAUUGAAGACAGAAUUACAGUUUUCUACAUGCCUCAUUGUGGUAAAGCCCUGUAUAAUAAUGUAUUGUGGAGAAAUUGGGGACAACGGUUAGAGAACAUCAUCGUUAUUGGCAACAGCUUCACUCAUAUGAUUGAAAAUACACCUUCAAGAAUUCUGGAGAGCACAGCAAAUUAUGUGAUUAAGAUUCAACCAUAUACACAGGAAACUUUGUUACAAGUUCCGUCACAAUACGAGGAUGUUUUCAACGACACAAGUAUCCACACCUUUCGAUCACAUGACCUGCAAAAUGUUCCUGAAAACUUUUGGCAAAACUGUCCCGAGCCUGUGUAUGAUCCCAGUGACGCAGAAAUUAUUUUCAGCUGACAUAGGUCAUGUUUAACUUUAUGAUCUGUUGUCUGAGAAUAGUGUUAUAUCACAUUUUUAUGCCCUUUCAUAUGUGUAAGCUAUUUUUAUCUGUAAGCCAACUAAAUUACUUACAGAGCGUUGGUAGUAGGGGUGUAAUGUUUAUCUGUUUAAACAAGUACUAUCUUUUUUAGCUAAAAACCAGUUAAAAAUUCAAUAACCGGUAACCAAAAUAAUGGAUAGAGGGCCUAUACCAGUAAAAUAUUGUAAAUUAUAUAUUUAUUUUCACUUUCUGUUUAAGUUUAUAUAUUUCUGUUAAAGCAUUGAAAUUUUGUAAUAUGGAAACUUGUGUGCAAGAAAAAUUUUGUUAUGUUGUAAGAUUGUUAUCUGACUUCGAUAAUACAUUUAUACAAGAAUA